Messenger RNA from Hibiscus syriacus, 1585 nucleotides. Its product is annotated as mitochondrial carnitine/acylcarnitine carrier-like protein. Gene Ontology annotation, biological process: mitochondrial L-ornithine transmembrane transport. The record is from RefSeq and is a predicted model, not a curated record. Bases 435 to 1403 code for a protein of 322 amino acids. Gene Ontology annotation, molecular function: L-ornithine transmembrane transporter activity. The transcript is spliced from 5 exons. Lineage: Eukaryota; Viridiplantae; Streptophyta; Magnoliopsida; Malvales; Malvaceae.
GAGUUUUCCUCGUGUCUAUUUGAUCUCCUGGUUUGGGUCUUAACCAUCCAUCGACUUCGAUUCCUUCCUCAUUUGAUUACGUUUUCAAGGUUUGCAAGUAAGAGAUGUGCCAUGGGUGCAUUCCACCAACAUUCGACGAGGAAAGAUAUGUUGGUGGAUCUGUCCCUUUCAUUAGUGAGGAUGAUGUUGUUUUGGAGCUAUUCCAGCUGUAGUUGUUCUCUAGGAUAGAAACAAUGUGGAGAGUAGUAGUGGAAGCCUAGUUGGUGAGUGACUAGUAUAUCCAUAUAUGACAAAACGAGUUAUCUUUUUUGUUUCGAAACCCUGCAUAUUGGUCCCUAGGAUAAGCCUUUUUUAGUUGCAGAUGAUGGCCAUCAUGUCAAAAUGUGAUAUUUAUAAGUGAAGCAUUCAACUCGAAAAUGAUUUGAUACCGAGAAAUGGUUUUAUUGGAAGUUAUCACCCUUUAUUCUUGUGUUUGCAGACAUUUAAGUGAAGUGGAGACAUUCUAUCUCAAGAUGGGAGAUGUUGCAAAAGAUCUAACGUCUGGAACUGUUGGAGGAGCAGCGCAGUUGAUAGUUGGGCACCCUUUUGAUACCAUCAAGGUUAAGCUUCAAAGCCAGUCUGCUCCGCUUCCCGGGCAGCCACCCAAAUAUGCUGGUGCUAUGGAUGCUGUCCGACAAACUACAGCUGCGGAAGGGCUACGGGGUUUGUAUAAGGGAAUGGGGGCUCCAUUGGCCACUGUGGCAGCCUUUAACGCUGUCCUCUUUACAGUGAGAGGGCAAAUAGAAGCACUGUUAAGAUCGGAACCCGGUGCCACUCUUACAGUCGGCCAGCAGGUCAUUUGUGGGGCUGGUGCUGGUGUUGCUGUUUCGUUCUUAGCUUGUCCUACUGAGUUGAUCAAAUGCAGAUUGCAGGCACAGAGCGCGUUGGCAGAUGGAUCAGCCGGUGCAAUGGUAAAGUACGGAGGGCCGAUGGAUGUAGCGAGGCAUGUCCUCAGGUCAGAAGGUGGCGUAAGGGGUCUUUUCAAGGGAAUGGUUCCAACCUUAGCUCGUGAGGUUCCCGGAAACGCCGUCGUGUUUGGUUUCUACGAAGCGCUGAAGCAAUACAUGGCAGGAGGGCCAGACACAUCUAAGCUAGGAAGAGGCUCUAUUCUUACGGCAGGAGGCUUGGCUGGCGCUGCAUUCUGGCUCGCAGUCUACCCCACUGAUGUUGUCAAGAGUGUGAUCCAAGUCGAUGAUUACAAUAACCCCAAAUACAGAGGCUCCGUAAACGCCUUCAAGAGGAUAUUGGCUUCAGAAGGUCUGAAAGGCCUUUACAAAGGGUUUGGCCCUGCCAUGGCACGAAGCGUUCCUGCAAACGCAGCAUGCUUCUUGGCAUAUGAAGUGACCAAGUCUAGUUUGGCCUAAAUCAAUUGUUCUCUGCACUCUGAUUCUCACAAAAUAUUGAUAUAAGUUUGGCAUCGCCAGUGAGUUACAAUGUUUGAAUCGAAGUUUCGGAAAUAUUGUGACCCGAAUCCAUCGAGAUUGCUGUAGCUUCCAUUGAAUGAGUGGAAGAAAACAACAUUCUUUCAUCAAUUUAACAUCAACUC